Molecule: messenger RNA, 873 nt
Organism: Boeremia exigua
Lineage: Eukaryota; Fungi; Ascomycota; Dothideomycetes; Pleosporales; Didymellaceae
Exons: 2
Coding region: 1-873 (290 amino acids)
Source: RefSeq, a predicted model, not a curated record
AUGCGUUACACCAUUGCUGCCUUUGCGCUCGCCGCCACCGUUGCCGCCGUUCCCCAGUACGGAUACGGACCUGCUGAGAGCGUGCCCGCUUACCCCGAGUACCCCUCCGUCCCUUCGGCGCCUGUCACUCCUGUCCCUUCUUCCAAGGCACCUGAGUACCCCGUUGAGACUCCCGUUGUCCCGGUCCCCUCCUCCAAGGCGCCCGAGUACCCCGAGUACCCCGUCGAGACUCCCGUCACUCCCGUUCCUUCUUCCAAGGCACCUGAGUACCCCGUCGAGACCCCCGUCACUCCCGUUCCUUCUUCCAAGGCACCUGAGUACCCCGUCGAGACUCCCGUCGUCCCGGUCCCCUCCUCCAAGGCGCCCGAGUACCCCGUCCACACCCCCGUCGUACCGGUCCCCUCCUCCAAGGCACCUGAGUACCCCGCCGAGACCCCCGUCGUCCCGGUCCCCUCCUCCAAGGUCCCUGAGUACCCCGCGGAGACUCCCGUGACUCCCGUCCCUACCUCCAAGGCUCCCGAGCACUCCGGUAAGCCUCCUAAGCCUACUGCAUCGUGCGCCAGCUCAACAACCAUCACUGUCACAGUUCCCUACCCCACUGGCACCGCUCCGGUCCCUGCUGGCCCCAAGCCCUCCGCCCCUGGCGUCCCCGGCGUCCCGGCUCCCUACCCCAGCAAGCCCGUCGGCCCUGCUCCCUACCCUAUCCCCUCCGGCACUGGCGUCAAGCCUUCCGUCCCUGCCGCCGGCACUGGAUACCCCACCAGCGGCUACACCAAGCCCAGCACACCCGCUGAGUUCACCGGUGCUGCCUCUGCCCUCAACGCUGCUGGCUUCGUUGCUGGUGUCGGUGCCUUCGCCGCUUUCUUCUUGUAA